GGUUUCUACCUCCGGAUGCAUCCAGACAGGAGCAUCGACGGGACAAAGGAAGACACCAACAGCUUCACUCUCUUUAACCUGAUCCCCGUGGGACUGCGCGUGGUCGCCAUCCAGGGUACCAAGUCGGGGCAGUAUAUCGCCAUGAAUGCAGAGGGCUACCUCUAUACCUCCGCUGACUUCACCCCCGAGUGCCGGUUCAAGGAGUGUGUCUUUGAGAACUACUACGUCACGUACUCCUCCGCCCUGUACCGCCAGCGCGAAUCCGGCCGCUCCUGGUACCUGGGCAUCAACAAAGAAGGGCAGCCCAUGAAGGGAAACCGAGUCAAGAAGACCAAAGCCGCCGCCCACUUCCUGCCCAAGCUGUUGGAAGUGGCCAUGUACCACGAGCCGUCGCUCCAUAACGUGGUGGACCCCUCGGCGCCCCAGAAAUCAGACGAGGCCGGGGCCCCCAGCAAAGAGACAGCCAAGCCCCACAAGGCGACGUAA
Messenger RNA from Gopherus evgoodei (Goodes thornscrub tortoise), 486 nucleotides. RefSeq names its product fibroblast growth factor 11 (gene FGF11). NCBI's taxonomy places the organism in Eukaryota, Metazoa, Chordata, Testudines, Testudinidae. Bases 16 to 486 code for a protein of 156 amino acids. The transcript has 4 exons. The record is from RefSeq and is a predicted model, not a curated record. Gene Ontology annotation, biological process: positive regulation of gene expression; cell differentiation; positive regulation of cell population proliferation. Gene Ontology annotation, cellular component: cytoplasm. Gene Ontology annotation, molecular function: fibroblast growth factor receptor binding; growth factor activity.